CCACUGAACAAAAUAAAUAUUGUUGAAGAUUUGCUCUAUAUAGUCAACCCCAAACGUUAUUUUGAUGCACUAAUAAUUUCUUAAAAUUCGUUAAGAUGCAGAAUUAGAAGGUCUCGAUCUACGAACUGGCACAUUUACCUUCAAACAGAUAAAAGCUGCAACAAACAACUUUGAUCCAGAAAAUAAGCUUGGGGAAGGUGGUUUCGGCUCUGUGUACAAGGGUAUGCUAUUGGAUGGUACAGUUAUUGCUGUGAAACAGCUUUCUUCCAAAUCAAGACAAGGAAACCGUGAAUUUUUAAAUGAAAUAGGCAUGAUUUCUUGUUUGCAACACCCUAAUCUUGUUAAACUCUAUGGGUGUUGUGUUGAGGGAAAGCAGCUGCUGUUGGUGUACGAGUACUUAGAAAACAACAGCCUUGCCCAUGCUCUCUUUGGUAAAUUUAAACCUUUAUUUAUUUUAACUGCUACUAAUAAUAAUCCAAUCAAACCAACAAAACUAUUCAACUCCCCUACCCAAUGUAAGAUAUAGGCCUUGUUUGGGAAUAGCGUUUUCAAUUAGCGUUAGCAUUUUGGAUUAUUUCUUAAUGAUGCAGAUUAACUUUAAAAAUGCUAAAGCUAAAGGAAGCCAUUAGAUAACCUUUUCAAAAUGCUAAAGCUAAAUGUUGAAGCUCUUAGCUUACCACUGCUCAGAAGUUGUAAGAUAGAAUACUAGAAAAGUGAAAAAUUCAGAUGUGAAUAUGGAGUAGUUUAUUUUAGAUAAGUGUCAAGAUAAACAUUGGUAUUAUGAGGUAAAAGCUAAUUACAGGUCCAGAAGGGGAGCAAUUGAAAAUAGACUGGCCUACCAGACAGAGAAUCUGUGUUGGUAUUGCAAAAGGUUUAUCUUUCUUACACGAAGAAUCAACAUUGAAAAUCGUUCAUCGAGAUAUCAAAGCCUCAAAUGUUCUUCUAGACAAAGACCUCAAACCCAAAAUUUCUGAUUUUGGUCUUGCUAAACUUGACGAUGAUGGAGAUACCCACAUCAGCACCAGAGUUGCAGGGACUAUAGGAUACAUGGCUCCUGAAUAUGCAAUGUGGGGUCACUUGACAUACAAAGCCGAUGUCUAUAGUUUUGGUGUGGUUGCACUGGAAAUCGUUGCCGGGAAAAACAACAUGAAGUAUCGUCCCGAUGAAAACUAUGUUUGCCUCCUUGAUUGGGCACACGUUGUUCGUAGAAAAGGAAACCUUAUGGAUAUAGUAGAUUCAAGUUUGGGUUCCAAUUUCAACAAAGAAGAAGCAAUUAGAAUGAUCAAAGUAGCCCUGUUAUGUACCAAUUCUUCUCCGGUCCUGAGGCCAUCCAUGUCAGCAGUAGUGAGCAUGCUUGAAGGUCGCGCCGAUAUUCGCGAGCACAGCUCUGACCUGUUGUCUAUGGAUGCGAAUGAAUUCGGCUUUCGAGCUUUUCGACAAACGCACGAUGAAAUGCCAAGUGAUUCUUCGAACGGAGUAGAUUUUUCUUCAAAUGCAAACUAGUAAUGAAGUGUCAUCCAAACAAAGUUGUGCUUCUGAAAGACCAAGCUCCCAAGCCAAUGUGUAUUUUCCACAUUUCACUAGUGUAAGAUUUUGACAAUUUUUUGAAAAAUACAAUCUAUGGUAUUUGGUAGGUACAUGCCUUUGCUUUGUUGCUUAUUGCUUUUGGGCAGACUUGAAAAAUUCUCCCUUAAACUUCAUGAGCCCAAAUUUUCAAUUGUAUGUAAUUUAAAUAAUCGCCGACAAUUCCAAAUUAAGAUAUUGUCUAAUA
Cuscuta campestris is the source of this 1771-nucleotide messenger RNA. Lineage: Eukaryota; Viridiplantae; Streptophyta; Magnoliopsida; Solanales; Convolvulaceae. The record is from the annotation of a GenBank genome assembly.